This is a messenger RNA of Syngnathoides biaculeatus (alligator pipefish), 2281 nucleotides long. RefSeq names its product mitochondrial rRNA methyltransferase 2 (gene mrm2). The transcript has 2 exons. The record is from RefSeq and is a predicted model, not a curated record. The coding region runs from base 189 to 899 and encodes 236 amino acids. Lineage: Eukaryota; Metazoa; Chordata; Actinopteri; Syngnathiformes; Syngnathidae. Gene Ontology annotation, cellular component: mitochondrion. Gene Ontology annotation, biological process: RNA methylation. Gene Ontology annotation, molecular function: rRNA (uridine-2'-O-ribose)-methyltransferase activity.
AAGUCAAACUCCUAUAACGCAAGCAAACUGUCUUUUUCUAUCAAAUAAAUACAGCAGUCAUCAUGGGAAUAACUCUAUGCUUGAGUCGUUUUAAGGGACAUACAGAGAUGAUGGACACCGUUUUGACACACGCGCAGCUAGAUAUACUUCCUGUUAUUCUCCCUUCCCUUACAAUGUGACCUUAAAACAUGUUUAGUUUAGUCCACCGGAGAUUUUUCCAUUCUUCAAGUCCUCUACUGAAGAAAAAACGCAUUGCGGAGCAGAGGUGGCUCGCCCGGCAGUCGAACGACCCUUACGUUAAAGCUUCGCACGCCCUCAACUUUCGCUGCCGGAGCGCCUUCAAGUUGCUGGAAGUCGACGACAAGUUCCGCCUCCUGCAACCGGGAUGCGGCGUGGUGGACUGCGGUGCGGCGCCGGGAGCCUGGAGUCAGGUGGCCGUGCACCGGGUCAACUCAGCGGGGACCGAUUCAACAUUACCCCGGGGUACUGUCGUCGGUAUCGACCUCCUAAACAUACCGUCUCUGGACGGCGCCCACUUCCUGUCCUGCCACGAUGUCACCGACCCCGCCACACACGCCAAGGUGACAGACCUCCUUCCCGGCGGCCGGGCUCACGUCCUCCUGAGUGACAUGGCGCCCAACGCCAGCGGCUUCCGGGAGCUGGACCACGAGAAGCUGAUCGGGUUGUGCUUGUCUCUGUCGGACUUGGCCGAGAAGAUUUUGCGGCCUGGAGGCUCUCUGUUGUGCAAAUAUUGGGACGGCGCCCUGGCCUCUCAUCUCCAGCACAAACUCUGUCUAGUGUUUGGGAGCGUUCAGAGUUUAAAGCCACACGCGAGCCGGAAAGACUCUGCUGAGAGGUAUUUCCUUGCCAGAAAUUACAAGAUACAUGUCAAGGGAUAGACUUUAUUACCUCCACGAAAGACAAUAUCAUUUCAAUAUGGUUUUGGUAUUUAUUUGCUUCUGUGCAACUUAAUCGCUACAACCUGAAUUUUUGUAUACAUGUUUUCUCUGACGGAAAAACAAUGCACACUUGGAUGCUUUGUUUUUAUAGUCACAAAUCACCUGCUAUUUAGAUCUGGACCAGAUUUUGACAAUAAUUGAAGUCUUUCAACAAAAAUUAAAUUCAACUUGUUUGGAUGUUUCUAGUCUAUCUGUUACAAUUCAUCAGAUGAACUUGUCAUUUAUUGUGUAUUUGUAAGGGCUUUUGGUGUCCAUAGGUUGUUUUCACUGACGUCGCAUGUUUUGCCGAAUUACCCAUACACCACUUUGCGCCGCCAUUUAACCUCUCUAACUAAUGCGUACCAAGUGUGGAAGUCUCUUGAAUACUCUCGUUACUAUUUGUGUUUCACGGUUCUCUCUGGACUCCAGUACACAAGAGAGGACUUGCUAACAACCAGAGAGCCUUCUUCUGAUUUUUUUUCCUCUGACUUUUUUUCGACUACUCUCGCCAAUUCGCUGAAGCUUUUUCCAGUUACUUGUCGGCGCACUCUUCAAAGCCUCGCAAUCCGGUACACAAGUCCGGCUGCCUAAGUGGGGACAUCGUCUAACGCUUCUGACGAAAGACUUUGGAUGUUCUGCGGCUCUUUGCUUCAGGGUAGACUUGGCUUUGAGGACGAUUGCCCAACGCUGCUAUCACGCUCAACCGCCAUUGUGCUGAUAUGUCGCCGAGCUAACAAGCUUAAUCAAUCUUUUCAGAAGGCCAACAUUACAGUUAAGAUCCUUUUUUUGUUAGUCACUUAAAAGAUUAGGGAAUUUUGUGAAAUACUGGAUUUGUUUAUUCUUUUGUCUUUCUGCCAUUGUCAUCAAGUUUGAAACAAUAAAUAUUUUGCUUUGCUUGUGGUGAAGUAAUGUACAGGUUAUACUUUUUGAAAAAAUUGAAUAAAUGGGAGUUUUCUUAUAUAUUAAAAAAUAUAAUAUUCCGCCGCUUUUUGUUUUCCGUGUUAGCAUACAGGUAAGUGCUCCUCCUUUGUGAUGCAGUCCUGAGUCCCAUUAUGUGUGUCUGCCAGGUAGCCUAAUAGUCAGUCUGGGCUUGAUGUGCGGUCGCUCGCGUCUUCAAUAAAUCCAGUUCGAAACUUAAUGUAGUCCACCUUGCCUAUGUAGGAGUAACGGAGCUCAGGGAUCGGAAAUGGCUGCCGUUCUAGGCAGCGCAACGGGUGACGUCACGUGAAAACAACCCAUAAUCAUAUUUGGUAUACAGAAGACAAACAGGUUGCAUCUUUGUUAGUAGAACUGUGCAAUUCCUCCUGGUCAGUCAGCAACUAAUGAUAAAUGAAUCUCUUCUA